Molecule: messenger RNA, 2397 nt
Organism: Durusdinium trenchii
Lineage: Eukaryota; Dinophyceae; Suessiales; Symbiodiniaceae
Source: the annotation of a GenBank genome assembly
AUGAGCACAUGGCUAUUCCGCCAUUGGCGAUUGCUUUUCCACUUUGCCUUGACCUUGCGGACGUUGGCGGUCGAUGCUGGAGAUCUUAAGGUGCUGUUCUUCCAGAAUACCUUGCAAAGCAAUGACUGGAAAGACGGCUUCAGCUACUUCACAGAGUUUGUCAUGGGUGGCCUUGCGAUUUCUGGUAGGAGCUACACUUUGGAGGUGCUUCAUUGCAAUGAUACCUUAGAUGCAGCUCCAAGAAUACAGAGAUGUGUGGAUAUGGCACAGACGGAGAGCGUGGAUGCUCUUGUGGUCGGUUCGUCCAGCUGGAACAAGGAGAUCAAAUCUGCAGCUGAACCCUACGGUAUUCCCAACUUGCAUUGCUCAGGUGGUAACCCAGCCAUUUGGACUCCGGUGAGUGACUUCGGUUUCGGCUUCCAUUUGCCGUUCACAUGGUAUCCCGAGCAGGCCAUACGGCAGGCGGUCCUUGAGAAUUUGCGGUCUGCGGUAAUCAUUCGCGACUCGGAGGACGCGUUCCUGGGCAGCGCCGCCCGAGCCGCCGCCGAGAGCCUCUUCCGCUCCUCGGGCGUGGUGGGGCAGCUCCGUGUGGUGGGGCCCAGCCUUGAGUGGUGUGACCGUUGGCAGAACGUCACCAGCUGCUCAGUACAGCAGGGGCGCUGCUGCUGUGGUGAUGAGGUCGAGACUGCGACUUGGCUCAGCUUCUAUGAAGUGGCUGAGAGCAAGGUGGUAGAACCUGGCUUUGACUCCGGCGCUCAGUUUGUGUCCCCUGCGUUGGUGAGCUUUGUGGAAGGGAUCAUUGAGGACGUUCGUUCCCAGGGUGAGGAUCCUGAGAUGGUGUUGAACUUUCUGAGAGCCUCCCGGAGUGGGAUGGCAGCCAUGAUCAACAAGAAGUUCAGCUACAAGAUGUACUACGGCGGGCCUAAUGUGCCUGGGAAUGCUUCGAAUGGCUAUGAGUCCUACUGGCCCAAUGGCAGCCGGGCUUUUGGCUUUGAGGAAAGCGUUUAUAACGUGGGCGCCGGUCAAUGGCACCACUUGCUGAACUUUUCGGACCCCAUCUUUGGAAGCUCCAGAGCCAUGGUCUCAGGAUACAGAGUCAAGUACGGCCAUGUGCCCAGCUACGAUUCUGCAGCCUGCAUUGCUGCUGGAGUGGCCCUGAUGACCUCGGCUCUGGAGAACGGCUCAUGGUCGGGGCUCACGACGAUGGAGCGUCGGGAGUGGAUCCGAAGCUCCCUAGGUCGUUUUCAAGAUGAGACGGUCUUCGGCCGGAUCCGCUUCGACCGCAACAACCAGAACAUUGGCCGAGCUAUUGUGAGUUGGCAGGUGCUCGAGGACGGUGAAGCAAGGCCAGUGUUGCCAACGGAGUUGGUCCAGGAGAGAUUUCGUAGCCCAAGUCCCAGCUGGGAGGUCCGAGGUGGUUGUCCUCCUGGAAGCUGGGCUGGGCCACGCGGCAACCUUCCGACCAAGUGUUUGCCCUGCCAGGAGGGGCGGUUUCGCUCUACAGGGACUUCGCCUUUGAACUUUUCGGAAUGUGAGCUGUGCCCAGCUGGUCGUGGGGUUCUACCUGGCCACGGGCCUGGGCCCCUGGUCGAGUGCCCGCCUUGCGGGGCUGGGAGAUACCAAGAUGGAGUCUCUGAUGGAGGCACAUGUCGAAAGUGUCCAUUGGGCACAUUCCGUGCAGCCAAUAGCAGCAGCGGCUGUGUGCGAUGCACAGCUCAAAGUUAUGGGGAUGAGUUGGGCCUGGAGGCAUGCAAGCCGUGCCCCUUUGGAAGUUCGCAAUGGGAACUUGGUCAGCAGUACUGCCUUUGCGAGGUGGGCUUCUUCAAGAAUCCCAUGGAUCAAGCACCCGCAGGUACCGUUCAGGCUUGCUUGGCAUGUGAUGAGGUCCUCCCUGGUGGCACCACCCUGCACUUGGGCGCAUCACAACGUGAGUGUGUAUGUCCUCCAGGGAGCUACUGGCAUCGAGUGAAUGAAAACAGCAGCGCUUUCUGCAAGAACUGUUCGCGCGGCUUAGUGUGCCUGGGUGGUUUCGAUCUCUCCAACGGCAGCAGCAAGCAUCAGGCUCCUUUGCAAGCAAGGGGCUUUGCAGCGGGCGCUGCUCUAUAUGAUGGUGGGGAUCCCUCCUAUGUGGUUCAAUGUGGCGACAACUCCCGCUGCCCGGGGGGGCUUCCAUUGGGAGAGUGCAUGCCGAACUCCUUUGGCUUCGCAUGCAUCAAUUGUGCGCCGGGUUAUUUCGAUGACAAGGGCUUUUGCCGCAGCUGUUCUGAGACUCGGAUGUGUUUCGAUUCCCGAGUGGCUCUGUUUAAGGAGUGGUCAGGUAUUUCAGGCAUGAUGAACUGUUUUUGUAAAGGCAUGUAUGCUGUAUGCAGGUGGAUCAUGGUGGAUCUUCAAGCAUGA